Molecule: messenger RNA, 699 nt
Organism: Vicia villosa (hairy vetch)
Lineage: Eukaryota; Viridiplantae; Streptophyta; Magnoliopsida; Fabales; Fabaceae
Exons: 1
Coding region: 1-699 (232 amino acids)
Molecular function (GO): zinc ion binding; nucleic acid binding
Source: RefSeq, a predicted model, not a curated record
AUGGAUUGCACUUCAGAUCAAAAGGUUCGUUAUGGGACUCACAUGCUGGCAGCCGAGGUUGACGACUGGUGGCUAGAGACUCGUCAGAGGUUGGAGACUACUGGUGAGGAGGUUACUUGGGUUGUGUUCCGUAGGGAGUUCCUGAGGAAGUAUUUUCCUGAGGAUGUUCGUGGCAGGAAAGAAAUCGAGUUCCUUGAGCUGAAACAAGGAAGUAUGUCAGUUAUUGCUUAUGCUGCAAAGUUUGGUGAGCUGGCUAAAUUUUACCAGCAUUAUGAUGGACCAACUGGUAAGUUUUUGAAGUGCAUCAAGUUUGAAAAUGGGCUGCGCCCAGAAAUCAAGAAGGCUAUUAGUUACCAGAAGAUUCGUGUCUUUGUUGAUUUGGUUUAUAGCUGUCUAAUCUAUGAGGAGGACAACAAUGCUCAUUAUAAAGUUAUUAGUGAGAAGCGAGGUAAGAACCACCAUAACCGUGGCAAGCCUUAUGAUGCUCCAGCUGGCAAGGGUAAACAGAAAGCUGCACAGGGUCAGAGGACUAGUGGGGAUGAUGCUCCUGCUGGUAUAGUAUGUUUCAAAUGUGGGAAACCUGGUCACAAAAGCAAUAUGUGUAAUGCUGAGGCGCAGAGGUGUUUCCGUUGUGGGAAGACUAGACAUAUGGCUCCUAGUUGCAAGCAUAAGGAAGUUAUCUGUAUCAUUUGCGGUUAA